Molecule: messenger RNA, 924 nt
Organism: Solanum verrucosum
Lineage: Eukaryota; Viridiplantae; Streptophyta; Magnoliopsida; Solanales; Solanaceae
Exons: 2
Coding region: 49-870 (273 amino acids)
Biological process (GO): microtubule-based process
Cellular component (GO): dynein complex
Molecular function (GO): dynein intermediate chain binding; dynein light intermediate chain binding
Source: RefSeq, a predicted model, not a curated record
UUCCCUUUACCUUCUUUCAUUUCUUGACAACUUUAUCUCCAAAACAACAUGGCACACAACACCACCCACAGGCGCAUUUUAGCAGCUCCAGACCAUAAUCCUAAAACUUCCAUUUCCAUGGAUCCCACUCUCAAAAAGCAACCAAAACCCACCCCCUUUACCUCCAAGAGUACUAUAGACAACAUCUCCAAUCAAUUUUCCCAUCUCAAUGCAAAUCACAAAAUCCUUAAAUCUGGGCAUACAUCAUAUUCACUUGACACACACUUAAAGCCCAAAUCUUGGACUGGUUCAUCAGUUCUUGAUUCUUCAUGCUCAGCUCUGACCAAGUCAAAGAGCCAACAGGGGAAAACAGAGGCAAUUAUCAAGAAAGUACCCCAAAAGGGUAAAGAGUUUCACAAAGAAGUAGAUGUUAAAAGGGCAUUUGUUAAUUUGUCUAAAAGUCAAGAAAUUGAAAGGUUCAAAGGGUUUGAUGAGAUAAAAAAGCAAUCUUUAUCAGUAUUAUUGAAGAAUAGUGGAAGGAGGAAAUCAUUUUGUGGUUCAAAAAUUGAGUUGACUGAUUUCUUUUCUCGUAGUGGUGUGAAAGUUGUGUCUGUAGACAUGCCACCAUUUAUGCAGAUUCAUACUGUCAAUUGUGCAAGAAAGACUCAUGAUAGCUUGGAAAAGUUUACAUCUAAAGCUCUUGCACUUACUCUCAAAAAGGAAUUUGAUGAAGUGUAUGGACCAGCAUGGCAUUGUAUAGUAGGGACCAGUUUUGGUUCUUUUGUAACACAUUCUAUUGGUGGUUUCAUGUAUUUUUCUAUGGAUCACAAGAUAUAUGUACUCCUUUUCAAGACUACUGUACAAAAAGAAGAAUCUAGUUUAAAAUCUUGAGGUGAAAUAUAGACCAAAGUUUUGGUAAAAAUGUGCUGUCUAUGUAGUUUAUUG